Saccharomyces mikatae IFO 1815 is the source of this 1683-nucleotide messenger RNA. It is a transcript of the gene GUP1, whose product is annotated as O-acyltransferase. Lineage: Eukaryota; Fungi; Ascomycota; Saccharomycetes; Saccharomycetales; Saccharomycetaceae. Gene Ontology annotation, cellular component: endoplasmic reticulum. The transcript has a single exon. The record is from RefSeq and is a predicted model, not a curated record. The coding region runs from base 1 to 1683 and encodes 560 amino acids. Gene Ontology annotation, biological process: GPI anchor biosynthetic process.
AUGUCACUGGUUAGUAUCUUGGCUCCACUGGUUACUUCUGAGGGCUUAGAUUCAAGAAUCAAACCCUCAUCGAGAAAAGGUGCUUCUCCCCCAACGAAGCCAUCGCUAUGGAGAACCACCGAGUUCAAAUUAUACUAUGUUGCCUUUAUAGUCGUGGUUCCACUAAUGUUCUAUGCUGGAUUACAGGCUAGUUCGUCCGAAAACCCAAACUAUACAAGAUACGAACGUCUCUUAUCUCAAGGUUGGUUAUUUGGUAGGAAAGUGGAUAAUAGUGAUUCUCAAUACAGAUUUUUCAGAGACAAUUUUGCACUAUUGUCGAUUUUAAUGAUUGCUCACACCUGCAUAAAACGUGUCGUUCUUUAUUCAACAAAUAUCACUAAAUUAAGAUUUGAUCUAGUAUUUGGCUUGAUCUUCCUGGUGGCUGCUCACGGUGUCAAUUCGAUAAGAAUUUUAACCCAUAUGCUAAUUUUAUAUACUAUAGCUCAUGCAUUCAAGAAUUACAGAAAAAUAGCUACUGUCAGCAUUUGGAUUUAUGGUAUUUCUACGCUUUUCAUUAAUGACAGCUUCAGAACAUAUCCAUUCGGCAACCUUUGCUUUCUUUUGAGCCCAUUAGAUCACUGGUAUAGAGGUAUUAUUCCAAGAUGGGACGUUUUUUUUAACUUUACUCUCCUGAGAGUUUUAAGUUACAACUUAGACUUUUUAGAAAGAUGGGAGAAUUUCCAAACGAAGAAGAACCCGUCCUACGAAUCAAAGGAAGCUAAAUCGGCAAUUAUGCUCAACGAACGUGCUAGGCUAACUGCUGCCCACCCAAUUAAAGACUACAACUUAAUGAAUUACAUUGCAUAUGUCACUUAUACCCCGCUUUUCAUUGCUGGCCCCAUCAUUACAUUCAAUGAUUAUGUAUACCAAUCGAAACAUACUUUGCCAUCAAUUAAUUUCAAAUUUAUCUCUUACUAUGCAAUGAGAUUCAUUAUUGCUAUCUUAUCUAUGGAGUUCAUUUUACAUUUCCUUUACGUAGUGGCAAUAUCAAAAACCAAAGCUUGGGAAAAUGAUACCCCUUUCCAGAUUUCCAUGAUUGGCUUAUUUAAUCUGAAUAUUAUUUGGCUGAAGCUUCUUAUUCCAUGGAGGUUGUUUAGACUAUGGGCUUUAAUAGAUGGAAUCGAUACACCUGAAAACAUGAUCAGGUGUGUUGAUAACAAUUACAGUGCGUUAGCUUUUUGGAGAGCUUGGCAUAGAAGCUAUAAUAAAUGGGUUGUCCGUUAUAUAUAUAUUCCUCUAGGCGGCUCAAAAAACAGAAUACUGACAUCUUUAGCUGUAUUUUCCUUUGUGGCUAUAUGGCAUGACAUUCAAUUAAAGCUAUUAUUAUGGGGUUGGUUAAUCGUUCUUUUCCUCUUGCCGGAAAUUUUUGCUACCCAAGUUUUCUCUCAUUAUACUGACGCAGUCUGGUACAGACAUGUUUGCGCUAUUGGUGCUGUUUUCAACAUAUGGGUAAUGAUGAUCGCUAAUCUAUUUGGAUUCUGCUUGGGUACUGAUGGUACUAAAAAACUGCUAAGCGAUAUGUUUUGCACCGUUUCUGGCUUCAAAUUUGUUAUUUUGGCAAGCGCUAGUUUGUUUAUCGCAGUUCAAAUAAUGUUUGAAAUUAGAGAGGAAGAAAAGAGGCAUGGGAUUUUCUUAAAAUGUUAA